This is a messenger RNA of Didymodactylos carnosus, 399 nucleotides long. Lineage: Eukaryota; Metazoa; Rotifera; Eurotatoria; Philodinida; Philodinidae. The record is from the annotation of a GenBank genome assembly.
AUGCUGGCGUUUUCCGUACCAUCUAAACCUAAAGAUGCACGAGCAAUCUUGGAUCUUCCGGUUUAUUAUAGGCGUUUUAUCAAAAAUUACGCUGAGAUUGCUGAACCUCUUUUUGAAUCGAUCAGAGAAAAACAUAAUCCUGUUUUUGUAUUCACUUCUGAUCGACAGCGGGCCUUUGAACUAUUAAAAGAACGCCUUAUUUCCGCACCAAUUGCCACAUAUCCGAAUUUUGAUCAUCCAUUUAUGCUUCAGUUGGAUGCAUGUGACUAUGGACUCGGUGCCGUUCUUGCUCAAAAUACUGAAGGCAAUGAACAUGUCAUAGACUAUGCCAGCAAGACCCUGCAGCCUUGUGAAAGAAAAUAUUCUGCACCUGAACGUGAAUGUUUAGGCAUCGUCUAG